AUGAAUUUCAAUCCCUACAGUUUGCCCAACACAGCAACCAAAACCGCCAUCUCCACCUCCUCUCUCCAAGCAUUACUGGGAGGUACCUCCACAAGUGGUACAACUUCCUCAACUAGUACAACGAUGACUGCGAACACUCCUACCUCCACUACCAACAACACUUCUUCAUCAACCUCCACAACCACACCAAUCAUCAAAUCAUCAUCCACACCAAGUACGACAACGACCACUUCUACAACACCAACAACAAUUAAAAGAUCUCCUCAUCCUCUUCCUCAACGUCCUUCUGUGAUCGAUACUUCCACUUCGAAACCAGUUUCUUCGAAUCCAUUUCUUGCUGCUGAUUCGGAGAAGAAGAAUUCACAACAACCAUCGACACCUCCAGUCAAAAGUACGAGUAGUGGUGGUAGUAGUGGUGGUACGAGUAGUAGUAGUGGAUCGUCAUUAUUGUCAUCUCCUCGAACUGCUUCUGCUACUAUCAUAAAUUCUACAAAUACUUUAUCAUCUCCUCGAUCGUCAGCAACAACAACGACGACAACAAACUCGUCGUUCUCAUCUGUGAAAUCAUCAUCACCCGAAGAAAAGAAAAUUGAAAGUGAGGAUGAAAAGUUCAAAGAGAGGCACAUCAAUUCCAACAACAACAAAAACAACAGUAUUGUCACUACUACUACUACUCCUGUUGUGAAUCCUGAUGGUAACAAUACAAGUGCAAUGAACAAUCAUCCAACAGCGACGAGUGGCACUACCAUCAAAACUCCAAUAACAACAGAAUUGUCUUGUUUGGAGAAGAGUAAGAGUGGAGAUGCUGUUGUUCUUCUUCGUGUUGGAACAAAUGAACAGAACAGCAACAAUACAAAAGUUGUCACAAAGGAUGAAAAGGAGCAACUCGUUGGGGAAGCUUCUUCAAAGGAAUCUGUGACAAAUGGUGGCAAAAUCCCGACUUCGGAGCCCAAUCAUCAAAACAAUACCUCGAACAGUCAAAUGUCAAAUUCACACUCACCCACACGCAAAAAAGAAAAGACCACCACCAACAUGUCAUCGACAACAACAUCAACAUCAACAACAUCUACCACACCUUCACCUACCUUGUCCAAUAAUGACUCGAAACAAGAAAAACGAAGAGGUAGAAGAUCCUUUUCUCCAGUCAACACCGAAAGUGAUGAAGAAAGCGAUGAUGAACCUUCCAUCGAUCCCAAUAAUCAAGUGAAUCCUAUAUUGACUAUUGAAGUAUCGGUGGUGAAACCUUCAAAAGAUUCUUGGAGAAUGAUUUCAAAUUCAUCAAUUUUAUGUUUAUAUUCUUCACAAGAUAAGAAACAAGAAACAUCAUCAAUGAUCGUUCCAACGGAAUUGGCUCUCUGGAGAGAGUCACGAAAGAGAAGAGGAUUUGAUUUGUAUUUGUUUUUAAAGUUGAAUGAAAAUGUUCAAUUUCAAGUAUUGAAAGCAAUUUCAGAUUCCACAACCACGACCAACACUAAUAGUGAUUUAGUCACAAAUCCUCCGAGUUAUUUGGUCAUUAAAUAUGUAGAUAAGAGAACAGAGAGAAUUCAAUUCAUUGGUUUGAUCUUCCAAUCUCCGUUUGAACUUCAAACCACUUUCCAUUUAUUACAGAGAUGCAUUGUGGCCAUUCCUCCACCAAUGACCAUCUCUUCAUCAACAUCAACAUCAACAAACAAUCAGGACAAUGACAUGAGUGCUGCUACAAAGGUAGUCUCUGCAGUGGAGACGAAAAUUGAUGUUUUUAAAACACUGCUUGUGGAUCAAUUGAAUCAACAAAUCUUGUACCAUACCAAACAAAUGUGUUAUCAUGAGAAACAGAAGGAUGAAUUAAUCAAACAAUUACAAAAAUUGGAAUCACCUUAA
Naegleria fowleri is the source of this 1860-nucleotide messenger RNA. RefSeq lists its product as uncharacterized. The transcript has a single exon. Lineage: Eukaryota; Heterolobosea; Eutetramitea; Acrasida; Naegleriidae. Bases 1 to 1860 code for a protein of 619 amino acids. The record is from RefSeq and is a predicted model, not a curated record.